CUAGACAUACAAAAUACAAAGUACAGAAACUGUCAAAAUUUGCUCAGUUUUAAACAGGAUUUUUUAUGGGUUCACAGUCGGGUAAAAUCGCUCAAGCUACAAAAAUGGCAAGCUCUGCAGAUAUAAACCAAUUCAUAAAAACUGCUAUUUCACAGGAUAAAGUCGUAGUGUUUUCCAAAUCUUAUUGUCCAUAUUGCUCCCUGGCUAAAGACGUGUUCAAAAAGGUGAAGCAGCCCUGCAAAGUUUAUGAGUUGAAUGAGCGAGAUGAUGGUGAUGCCAUCCAGGAACAUCUCCAGAAGAUCACAGGAUUCAGCACUGUGCCACAAGUCUUCAUCAAUGGGAACUGCGUUGGUGGAGGCAGUGAUGUCAAAGCUCUAUACGAUUCCGGAAAACUCGAGCCUAUGCUCGUGGGCUAAAUCUCUUUAUACAUUUUAAUUAAGCUUAAAUGUUAAAUUGUUACAGUUUCUAUUUUUUAUAUCAUUUUAAAAAAAUCGUAAAGUUAAAAAUCUUACGUUUAAAAGUACAAUUAUGUUAUUUAUUUAAUUUGUCAUUCAAAGUUUAUUUUGACAUGCAGCUCAUGUACUUAUGUCACAAAUUUUAGAGUUUGUUCAAACAACAAAUUUGAUUUCUGUAUAUAAAAGUCAUUUUGGAAAGGAAAUAAUAAAAAUAUUUAUUAGCGUUAA
Molecule: messenger RNA, 683 nt
Organism: Plodia interpunctella (Indianmeal moth)
Lineage: Eukaryota; Metazoa; Arthropoda; Insecta; Lepidoptera; Pyralidae
Exons: 3
Coding region: 66-416 (116 amino acids)
Biological process (GO): cellular response to oxidative stress
Cellular component (GO): cytoplasm
Molecular function (GO): glutathione disulfide oxidoreductase activity
Source: RefSeq, a predicted model, not a curated record